Molecule: messenger RNA, 3104 nt
Organism: Salvelinus fontinalis (brook trout)
Lineage: Eukaryota; Metazoa; Chordata; Actinopteri; Salmoniformes; Salmonidae
Product: zinc finger protein 883-like
Exons: 3
Coding region: 600-2507 (635 amino acids)
Biological process (GO): negative regulation of transcription by RNA polymerase II
Molecular function (GO): DNA-binding transcription repressor activity, RNA polymerase II-specific
Source: RefSeq, a predicted model, not a curated record
AUUAUGCUUAUAAAAAAAUAAAAAAAAUAAAAAUAAUAAUAAUAAUAAUAAAAUUAAGGUCCGUAACAGGAAAAGCUGCCGAUGAAAACCUGAGUUUCACAGGAACUCGUAGUACAGAGUAGAUCCAUAUGAAGUUCGAACAUAUUGCAUUGUAGGUAGUUUGGGAGAUAUCCGGAAAUAAGUGAAUAAAUAUGUAAUAACGGAUAAGCAUAACUGUUUGUAAAAACUCAAUCUUCCUAACCUUCAACGUGUUGUCAGAAAAUAAAAUAUGCAUUUUACUCAACUGCGUUUACCCACUCCAGUCAGCAAAAAGCAAUGUGGGGCUUUAAGGUAAUGCUGCUAGUGUGACGUAUAAACUAGUGGACGGAACGCUUCUUUCAUCAGCAACAAUAGUCAGCCAGACACCUCUGUAGCUUGCUGGACACAAUAGACGAACCAAUAAAGCUCUUUAGACGCUUUAGUGUAUAUUAGCCACUGUGUUUUAAACCCACGUCUGUCGUCUAGUUAGUUAUCCGAUUUAAUUUCAUAUUUACGCUGUUAUUAGUCAGCUAGAGGGCUGAUUAAGUUAGGAUUAGCCUAGCUAGCUAACAUCUCCGACCAUGAGUUCACUAAGCUACUCUCCUCCUGAUAAAGAAGAGUUCUGCUGGACGGAGAAAGAGGUUCUCGUGAAAGAGGAAGAGGAAGAGGAGGCUGUUACAAUACAAGUAGAGGGUGAGGCUGUUACCGUGAAAGAAGAAGAGAAAGACGUUACAGUGAAAGAAGAGGAAGACGCGUUCAGAGUGAAAGAAGAGGAGGAAGAGAAAGAGGAGGAUACAGUUUUUGGAGUGAAAGAGGAGGAAGGGGAGAUGACUGUUACGUUGAAAAAGGAGGAGGAGGAGGAAGAAGAGGGGGAAACUGGAUAUCUGGGCCCCGUUUCCCAAAGUUAUCUUAAGGCAUCCAAUGGUUCUAACGAUGAAGUUAGCUGUGAGAUGCUUUUGGGAAACCGGACCCUGAUUAACACUAGAUCAGUGUCCCGAAAUCUGGACAGUUGCUGCUCUGAAGGAGAGAGACGGGACUAUCGUGGAUCCUCUGGGGAGCCUCAACAACAUCAUGAAGCUGCUGAGGCAGGGAAGAGUCUCUCCAGAUCAGAACGUCUCAAAAAACACCGGCAGGGUCUCACAGGGAAGAAAUCUCACCGCUGCUCUGACUGUGGGAAGAGUUACUCAAGAUCAGAUUCACUACAACUUCACCUGAGAAUUCACACAGGAGAGAAUUCUCACUGCUGCUCUGACUGUGGGAAGAGAUUCACCUCUUCAGCAGGCCUUAAAAAACAUUUGAGAAUACACACCGCAGAGAAACCCUAUAGCUGUGAUCAAUGUGGGAAGAGUUUUUCUCGUACAAGUAAUCUGAAAGCACACCAGAGAACACACACCGCAGAGAAACCCUAUAGUUGUGAUCAAUGUGGGAAGAGUUUUUCUCGUACAAGUAAUCUGAAAGCACACCAGAGAACACACACCGCAGAGAAACCCUAUAGCUGUGAUCAAUGUGGGAAGAGUUUUUCUUCGUCUAGCCAUCUGACUUCACACCAGAGAAUACACACAGGAGAGAAACCUCAUCACUGCUUUGACUGUGGAAAGAGUUACUCAACAUCAGAUUCACUGAAAGUGCACCAGAGAAUACAAACUAGAGAGAAAUCUUACAGCUGUUAUCAGUGUGGGAAGAAUUUUACAACAUCUGGCCAUCUGACCAUACACCAGAGAAUACACACAGGAGAGAAGCCUUAUAGCUGUGAUCACUGUGGGAAGAGUUUUAAUACAUCUAGCAAGCUGACUAUACACCAGAGAACACACACAGGGGAGAGACCUUACCACUGCUCUGACUGUGGAAAGAGUUUUGUUGUCUCAGGACAUUUAAUAUCACACAAGAGAACACACACAGGAGAGAAGCCUUAUAGCUGUAAUCAAUGUGGGAAGAAUUUUUCUCGCUCAGGCAACCUGAUAACACACCUGAGAAUACACACUGGAGAGAAACCUCAUUGCUGCUCUGACUGUGGGAAAAGAUUCAUCUUUUUAGCAGAUCUUAAAACACAUCAGAGAAUCCAUACAGGAGAAAAACCUUACCACUGCUCUGACUGUGGAAAGAGUUUUGUUUCAUCAAGACAGUUAAAAGCACACCAGAGAACACACACAGGAGAGAAGCCUUAUAGCUGUGAUCAAUGUGGGAAAAGUUUUGUUACAUCUAGCAGCCUGAAAACACACCAGAGAACACACACAGGAGAGAAGCCUUAUAGCUGUGAUCAAUGUGGGAAGAGUUUUGUUACAUAUGGCAGCCUGAAAACACACCAGAGAACACACACAGGAGAGAAGCCUUAUAGCUGUGAUCAAUGUGGGAAGAGUUUUGUUGCAUAUGGCAGCCUGAAAAAACACCAGAGAACACACACAGGAGAGAAACCUCAUAGCUGUGAUCAAUGUGACAAGAGAUACUCUGAUAAAAGGUGUCUGAUCAAACAUCAGAAAAUGCAUACAUGAAGAAGUUGUUUCAUGAUAUCAAUGAAAUGAUGUCACAAUGUAGAAUGUUUUAACAUUGUAGAAGGAGUAUUUUAAUGAUGUCACAAUGUAGAAUGUUUUAACAUUGUAGUAGGAGUAUUUUAAUGAUGUCACAAUGUAGAAUGUUUUAACAUUGUAGUAGGGAGUAUUUUAAUGAUGUCACAAUGUAGAAUGUUUUAACAUUGUAGAAGGAGUAUUUUAAUGAUGUCACAAUGUAGAAUGUUUUAACAUUGUAGAAUGAGUAUUUUAAUGAUGUUCUACCUUAUCUUUUGCCCUGUUCAAUUGAUUGCAGUAUGAUAUGGAUAUUAGCCUCAGGGGAAAAUCCAGGCUCUGAAUUGAAAGAGUAUUAUUUAACAAAAAGUGACUAACAAAAAAAGAGCUGUGUUACACUUACUGUGUUGGUGACCCACUUUAAUCAAAAUGCAGCACUUCAAAAUGUAGCUAGCUGUUUUCUACAAGUUGAAAAAGCUGCUUGUUUAAAAAAAUACAUGUAAUAUGAUAAUUGUUGCAGAUGUUUGUGUAUAUACACACAUGAAAGCAGUAUAAUAAAUUGGUCUAUAAUCAAUUUUAUUAACAAUC